This is a messenger RNA of Penicillium verrucosum, 336 nucleotides long. RefSeq lists its product as uncharacterized. NCBI's taxonomy places the organism in Eukaryota, Fungi, Ascomycota, Eurotiomycetes, Eurotiales, Aspergillaceae. The transcript has a single exon. The record is from RefSeq and is a predicted model, not a curated record. The coding region runs from base 1 to 336 and encodes 111 amino acids.
AUGACUCUAGAAGACUUUGAGAAGACAUUGGCAGAGGGGAAAGAGCAGCGACACGAAAAAAGCGAAGGGCGACACCAUCGAGACCGAAAUCGCGAUCGCGACCGCAGCAAAGACCGCUCGAAACAACACCGCCAUCGUUCCAGCAACCAUCACCGGCGGCAUUCCUCCAGAUCUCGCGAUCGGGCCAGCGAGCGAGUUCGUGAGUCCCGGCAUCGCGACGACGAUGGCCACCGGCACAAGCGUUCACGUCGUUCCGACGACCAAGGAGACGAGCAUGGUCAUAAACGUCAUCACCGGAGCUCCAAAGACGAGGGGGAUCCGCUGCUCCCCAAGUAG